CUGGCAAGAUGUCCCCUUGGGUCAUACUGAGCAGCUGACUGUAUACAAGCUGCAAUAUGUCAGAGGAGCGAGGAAAUGACUCGCCGUCUGAGAUGCGUCUCUCUUUAAAACAGAGCUCUGUGUCUGGUGGCAUGCCGAACUUCAGUGAGAAAAAAAAGUCAUCUACCAAAAGUGUAGUAUCAGGCUCACUUGUAUCCAGCUCUGUGUCUGUGACGAGUGACCAAUCAAGACGUGAACCACUGAACUUCAGUGACAAAAAAUCACCAUCUGCCGGAAGUGUAGUAUCAGGCUCACUUGUAUCCAGCUCUGUGUCUGUGACGAGUGACCAAUCAAGACGUGAACCACUGAACUUCAGUGACAAAAAAUCACCAUCUGCCGGAAGUGUAAGAUCAGGCUCACUUGUAUCCAGCUCUGUGUCUGUGACGAGUGACCAAUCAAGACGUGAACCACUGAACUUCAGUGACAAAAAAACACCAUCUGCUGGAAGUGUCAGACCAGGCUCAAUUGUAUCCAGCUCUAUGUCUGUGAAGAGUGACCAAUCAAGAGAUCCACCACUGGACUUCAGUGACAAAAAAACACAAUCUGCCAGAAGAACAUUAGAUUCAGACUUCCCCAGACUCACAGAGCUUGAGAACAAAAUAAUAAAUUUCCUGAAGAAUGAGCUUGAACGAUUUAGGAAAAUAUUACAAAAGGACGGCACACAAGAGAAAGACUUUGUGAAGGACUUUAAUGAGAAUAAAUGUAGUAUCAAAGAAGCAGCUCUUGAGCUCACACUCUGUUUCCUGAGGGAGAUGAAGCAACAUGAAGCUGCUGAUACUCUAGAAGAUUCUACAGAACAGGCAAACAAAAAUGAAGCCAUGGUUGAUUUGCUCAAGACUGCAGUGGACAAGGCACUUGAGAGUGACAAUGGACAUCUGGACCUUUUCCUUCGUUUCUUUCUCGCUCUGUCACUCCAGUCCAAUCGACAACUCUUACGAGGACUGUUGACACAGCAAGACUGCAAUGAACAGGACUACAAGGAAAUAUGGUCUGCUUUGCUUUUGUGUUGUUUGACAUCAUCGAGAGAGGAGCUGGAGGAGUUUGAACUUCAGAAAUUCAAGAAAUCAGAUGAGUGUCUCAUUAGACUAUCAUCUGUCAUCAGAACCUCCAAAAGAGCUCUACUAAAUGAUUGUAACUUAACAGAAAAAAGCUGUCCAGCUCUUGCUACACUUCUUGGAUCAGAUAACAGUCUGAAAGAGCUGAACAUAAACAAUAAUAAUCUGCAAGAUUCAGGAGUGAAGAAAAUCUGCAGUGGACUGAAGAUGUUAAAGUGUGAAUUGGAGAUACUGAGACUUUCAAACUGCAGUUUCACUGAAGAAGGUUAUAAAGCUCUGGCUUUAGCUCUGAGAUCAAACCCUUCACACCUGAUAGAGCUAGAUCUGGCAGGAAAUGAUCCUCGACAAUCAGGAGUGAAUCAGCUCACUAAUGUGCUCAAGAAUGGAUACUGUAAAUUAAAGAUACUCAGGUGA
Molecule: messenger RNA, 1508 nt
Organism: Carassius auratus (goldfish)
Lineage: Eukaryota; Metazoa; Chordata; Actinopteri; Cypriniformes; Cyprinidae
Product: NACHT, LRR and PYD domains-containing protein 7-like
Exons: 13
Coding region: 57-1508 (483 amino acids)
Molecular function (GO): protein binding
Source: RefSeq, a predicted model, not a curated record